Messenger RNA from Adelges cooleyi (spruce gall adelgid), 3332 nucleotides. RefSeq names its product vacuolar protein sorting-associated protein 18 homolog (gene dor). The coding region runs from base 245 to 3178 and encodes 977 amino acids. The transcript has 19 exons. Gene Ontology annotation, cellular component: HOPS complex; endosome. The record is from RefSeq and is a predicted model, not a curated record. Gene Ontology annotation, biological process: endosome organization; organelle fusion; intracellular protein transport. Gene Ontology annotation, molecular function: protein-macromolecule adaptor activity; protein binding. Lineage: Eukaryota; Metazoa; Arthropoda; Insecta; Hemiptera; Adelgidae.
UUUGGAUUCGUUUACUAUUUAGUAUUUAAAUAAUGAUCAAACAUUUUAGUCUUGUUAUUUUAGUCAUCAUUUGUCAAAACACUUAAAACAAUUAAUUAAUCGUUAAAUAUAAAUUAAAUAUUUAGUGAUAAAUUACACAUUAUUGACUAUGGUACUAGAAAGAAUGCACAGGGUUUUAUGAUAUAUCUGAACCCUCUAAAGUGUUUAUUUAUGCUCUUUAGUUUACCGUAUCAUAAAAGCAAUUAUGACUUCAAUACUAGAUCAGUUCGAACAAGGUGCUGAAUGUACUUUUACUCCCUCAUCAAAAUCUGUACAAGUGCCUAAUGAACAUUUCGAAGAUGAAUUAAACGAAGUCCCCAUAUUGUCAAAAAAGAAAGUUAAUUUCUCGCCAAAUGACAAAAUCACCCAUUUACUAGUCAGUAAUGAAUACGUAGUGCUUGUCAUGAUCAACAAUGUACUGUUACGAAUAAACUUAAGAAAAGAUAACAUUGAAGAGAUUGAUACGCUAAAAACAUCAUCACUAAAAGUUAGGCAUAUAUUUCUUGAUCCAUUUGGAGAACAUUUAAUAAUUUCAUGUGGGAAUGCCAAUAGUUCUCAACUGUUUUAUGCUACUAAACAACUAGCAAAACUUAAACCAGUAGGGAAAUAUCAAGGGACUGAAAUAACGUGUGUAGCUUGGAACUAUGAUCGUACAGUUAAAUCUUCAUCUAGCACAACAGGACCGAUACUGCUCGGGAAUUCAUCUGGAACAAUAAUUGAAACACAAUUAGGAACUGAGUUUGAUAGAUUUUUUCAGGGUAGCGUCGUGCAGUACUGGAAAGAAGUGUUUGAUAUAAGUAAAGGAAAACCAACUCCAGUUGUUAGUUUACAAUAUCAUAGAGUCCCGAAAUCUGAUAUAUUUUAUAUACUAGCAAUUUCAUCGACAAAACUGUAUCAGUUUGUCGAUUCAGCGUUUAAUAAAGAUGAAAGACCGAUGUUGCAGCAAAUUUUCAAUAACUACUUAACCAUUCCAGAACAAUUUGAUGAAGUUCCAACGGUACUCAAACACAGCAAACUAAAUUUUUACUAUUCAAAUAAUGAUCUGACGGAUCCAAAGCACUUUGGGUUUCUUACAGAAAUAGGCGUGUUUGUAGCAGAGAUAGAUAUAAAUAAAAAAGAUAAAACGGUGUUUAGUUCGCAUACGUUGAUCGAGUAUAGCCGGUUAUAUGGUAAAGAUGAUGAUGAUUUUCAAAUUCCUCUAUCGAUGACUUUCACCCAAUAUCAUGUAUUGCUAUUAUACUCCAACAAAGUAGUUGCCGUGUCUUUAGAAACACCAGCAAAUCGUAAUGUAUCACGAGUGAUGGACGAAGACUAUUGUUCAGAUACUCACGGCAAACUAGUAAAUAUAACUAAGGACUUGGUUACUGGUACAAUAUGGUUAUAUGCUGAGCGUGCUGUUUUUAGAUACAAAAUUCAAAAGGAAGACCGAUACGUUUGGCAAAUAUUUUUAAAUAAAGGCAUGUUUGAAGAAGCAAAAGAAAUUUGUCAAAAUAAUCCAUACAGAAUAAACCAAGUUUUAGUAAGACAAGCGACCACUUAUUUCGAUACUGAACAAUACGAAAAAAGUGCAAUGAUAUAUGCUGAUUUGAAUAUUUCAUUUGAAGAAAUAGUGUUGAAGUUUUUACAUUUAGAAAACAAAAAGCCAUUAAAACUUUUUCUAAUGAAAAAAUUAGAAAGUUUAAAACCUCAAGAUUGUACACAAAUAACAAUGAUUACGUUGUGGUCAAUAGAAUUGUUUGCAGAUGAAUUAGCCACGCUGAGAAACGACGAAAAAGAAAACGAAGAGAAUUAUAAAAAACUACAAGAGUCGUUCAAGAAUUUUUUAUUAUAUCCUCCUAUUCAAGACUGUAUUCGAAAAAAUUGGGAAAGCAUUUACGAUAUAUUGGCUAGUCACGGCGAUGUUCAUUUUAUGAUUUGGCUAGCACUCGAAAAUCAAGACUAUAAACGUGUUAUACAACAUUAUUUAAAUGAAAACAAUAUUGCAGAGGCAUUAAACGUUCUGGGAAGUCAUCCUUUCAGUGAAUUGUUCUAUAUGUUUUCUGCCGACUUGAUUGAAAAAGCACCUUCUCAAACCAUUUCCAUUAUAAUAAAACAGGGACAAAAACUCGAUCCUUUGAAAAUGUUAAAUGCGUUUAUCGUUUUCAAUCCGAGUGAACAGCUUGCUUUGGAAAUAAUCAGAUACCUGGAAUACUGUGUUCACUGUCUCAACUGCAAUGCGGAAUCAGUUCACAACUAUCUGUUGUCGUUAUAUAUAAAAUUCAACAACGAUAAAUUGAUGAAUUACCUCAAGUUGCAAGGCCAAGAAAUAGCGGCUGUGUGCUACAAUCCUAAAUUUGCUUUGAGACUGUGUCGUGAACAUAAUUUGUUACAAGCACGAGUUCAUCUGUCAAUCGUAUUAGGUUUGUGGGAACCCGCAGUUGACUUGGCACUGUUGGUUAGUGUAGACUUGGCCAAAUCUACAGCGUCCCUGCCAAGUAGUGAUCAAGAACUAUCAAAAAAACUUUGGUUAAAAAUAGCCCAACACGUCGUCAAAGAGAACAACGAUAUAGCUCAAGCGAUGAAAUUUUUGGAAGAAUGCAAAUUUAUUAAAAUUGAAGAUAUUUUACCGUUUUUCCCAGACUUUGUGACACUUGAUCAUUUUAAAGACGCAGUGUGUUCGUCUUUGGAAGAGUAUAAUAAUGAGAUUCAAACUCUUAAAGAAGAAAUGGAAGACGCAACCAAAUCAGCUGAAACAAUUAGAUCAGAAAUUGUAUCAUUUAAAAAUAGGUUCAUAACAAUUCAGCCAUCAAAUACGUGUAGCAGCUGUGAAGAACAGUUGGUCACUAAAGCAUAUUACGCUUUUCCGUGUACACAUUAUUUCCAUGUGGAAUGUUUAAUUAAAGAAAUGCAACCGUAUGUCAAUUCGAGUACUUUGAACACCAUAAAAGAAUUACAGAACAAGUUGAGUAAUCUUUAUCAAAAUAUAAAAGAUGAUUCACAAUCAUCGGACAUAUUGACUCAACGCAAUAAAGUUAAAGAGACAUUAGACAAUUUACUGGCAAGAGAAUGUAUUUUCUGUGGUGAUAUUAUGAUUAACCUAAUUGAUAAACCAUUUAUCGAGGAUAAUGAAUUUGAAAAAAUCAAGAAAGAAUGGGAGUAAAAUAUAUCUUACAAUUUUUUCAUUUUUUUUAUAAACUAUCCACCUUUUGGUAUGUUUAUUAUUUAUUACUAUUAUUGUUAAUUAAUAAUUUAUUAUACGUCCAUAAUUUAUUUAUUUAAUUUUAAUUUUAACAUAAACUUGUUACAUGUACCAA